AUGCUAGAUGUAAACAGUUCCAAAACUUUAAAGGCUUACUUUGAUGAAAAGAAUAACUAUUUCGAGAAUAUUCUUAAGCGUGAACUAGAUGGAAGUUACGAUGUCAGUUUCAACAAAGAUGUAAUUGUUAAAGCACUUAAAAACUAUGAUACACUAGUGUCGGAUCCCAGAGGUGUGUUUGCUGGACCGGCUUAUUUUUUGUAUGGGAGUCGCUCUUUCAUGCAAGUUGGAGCUGAUGAAGAGAAUAUCAAGAAACAUUUUCCGAAUGCUGAACUCAUAAAAUUUGAAGGAGUUUCCCACAACAUUCAUGCUGAAGGUCGAGAAAAGUUUUUAAAUAUUAUUGUGGAUUGCUUGACACAACAAAAAUACUGAUUAAUAUCACGAAGCUGUUUUAAUGUAUUCAUAAGAAAUAUUCUCACACAAAAAGUAUGCUUAAAAUUACCAGCCAAAAUUUACCGUGUUUCUGACUUUAUGGAGACACCAUUAUGUACGCCAGUUUCGGAAGGACUUAGUGAUUGAUUUUAGCAAAAUUGAAAAUAUAAAUAUGAUUUUAGAUUUUAUAAUAAGUGAAAAAAUUUCUUCACUUCGGCAAAAUUUAAAACUUUUAACAUGAUACCUUUGAGCAUGGCAUACGAGCCAUUUAUUUGGUUUAAUUUACUUCUCAGUUACGUAUUUUCCA
Parasteatoda tepidariorum (common house spider) is the source of this 679-nucleotide messenger RNA. NCBI's taxonomy places the organism in Eukaryota, Metazoa, Arthropoda, Arachnida, Araneae, Theridiidae. The record is from RefSeq and is a predicted model, not a curated record.